Molecule: messenger RNA, 1365 nt
Organism: Leptosia nina
Lineage: Eukaryota; Metazoa; Arthropoda; Insecta; Lepidoptera; Pieridae
Source: the annotation of a GenBank genome assembly
AUGAUAAGACAGUCAUUAAAAUUCCGAAAAACUGUUUCGAUUAUAUGCAUAAUAGUUCUAAUUGUAUUUAUUUUUCUCGUUCUCAAUAAAGAUAAAAAUUACGACAUUCAAAUUGAAAAUUCGCAUUCUGAAGAUGCCCAAGCUUUAAGCUACAGGGAUUUCAAUCGGCCAAAGAAAGAUAUUAUUGUACCAAGAGAACAAUCUAAUAUUAUGGAUUCAAACAGCGUUAAAGAGGAAAAAGACAAUACUAAGCAGGAAUUAUUGGAUGCUAAAGCUCGAAUAGAACUAUUAGAGAAGAAGUUAGCUAUUUUAGAAGGCAGAAUACCACAAAAGUACCCAGAAGUGAAAUAUCUGGGUUAUAAAGAAAGGAGACGGAUAUUGGUAACUGGGGGAGCAGGUUUUGUAGGUUCACACUUAGUAGAUGUUCUAAUGAUGAGAGGCCACGAGGUGAUUGUUGUAGACAACUUCUUUACUGGCAGAAAGAGAAAUGUCGAACAUUGGUUUGGACAUCGCAACUUUGAAAUGAUUCAUCAUGAUAUUGUGAAUCCACUUUAUGUUGAGGCAGAUGAAAUUUAUCACUUAGCUAGUCCGGCAAGCCCACCACACUACAUGCAGAAUCCGGUAAAAACCAUAAAGACUAACACUUUGGGAACAAUAAAUAUGCUAGGUUUAGCGCGGCGAGUCGGAGCUAAAAUCCUGAUCGCUAGUACAUCAGAGGUUUACGGCGAUCCUAUGGUACAUCCGCAACCAGAAUCUUACUGGGGACAUGUUAAUCCAAUAGGGCCACGAGCUUGUUACGACGAGGGCAAGAGAGUAGCGGAAACACUAGCAUAUUCAUACGCAAAGCAAGAAAAUGUUUCAGUAAGAGUUGCCAGAAUAUUUAACACCUAUGGACCUCGAAUGCACGUUUCUGAUGGCAGAGUUGUGUCAAAUUUUAUAAUGCAAGCGCUUCAGAACCUGACCAUUACAGUAUAUGGAAAUGGGAAACAAACAAGGUCUUUUUGUUAUGUAUCAGAUCUGGUUGAUGGAUUACUAGCACUCAUGGAUUCUGACUAUUCUCUGCCUGUUAAUAUAGGAAAUCCCGUUGAGCACACAAUAGAAGAAUUUGCUGUGAUAAUAAAGGAUCUAGUCCCCGGCUGUCGUAGUACUGUAGCUACCGGAGCAGCCGUAGAAGACGACCCGCAACGACGCAGGCCAGACAUUGCCAUAGCUGAAAAACACCUUCAUUGGUCACCAAAGAUAUCUCUACAAGAAGGACUCCAGAGGACCAUAGAUUAUUUCAAAGAAGAGUUGUCAAGAACCACAUUUUACAACAAUCAAACUUAUAUGGACGCAAAAGUGAAAGCAUCUCACAUUAGAAAUUAG